Molecule: messenger RNA, 1128 nt
Organism: Vespula pensylvanica (western yellowjacket)
Lineage: Eukaryota; Metazoa; Arthropoda; Insecta; Hymenoptera; Vespidae
Product: esterase E4-like
Exons: 5
Coding region: 41-955 (304 amino acids)
Source: RefSeq, a predicted model, not a curated record
GGCAGAACUGUUGGGUUGUCCAACAGACACAACAGGAUCCAUGUUGAUUUGUCUGAAAUCGAAACCCAUCGAACAAUUUACUGAAACUAUGCCACAAUUUUUCGAAUGGUAUUGGAAUCCGAUGUCGAUAUGGUCAGUAGUCGUGGAGCCAGAAAUACAGGGUGUUGAAAGAUUUUUAACUGCUCAACCUAUCGAUUUGAUUAGAGAAGGCAAGAUCCACGAAGUUCCUCUCAUUAUUGGUACUACCAAAGACGAAUUUGGUGGACUGGUCACCGCUAUCGAACGAUUAGUCAAAGCAGGAAAUACUUCGAUAUUCGAUGAUCUAAAUACAAAAUGGGAUACUUUUGCGCCCAUCAGUUUUAUGUACGAAAGAGAUACACCUCGUUCGAAACAUAUCAGUCAAGAAUUGCAUCAAUUCUAUUUCGGAAAUCAACCGAUCAGUCGAGAAUCAUACGAUGGAAUAGGUCAAAUUUACAGCGAUAGCAUUAUCGUAUUCCCAGUACGUCGUGCCGCUCAGCUGAUUGCUGAUAAUAGUAAACUUCCAGUCUAUUUCUACAGAUUUUCGUAUGACGGACGUUUCAGUUUCUCUGUAUGGAACGAAACUACUCCAUACGGAACACCUGUACACCACGAUGAUCUGCAAUAUCUAUUUUAUAUGAGUGCCGCUUUUCCUUAUUUCAACGCAUCCGACCCGGAAAUUCAAAUGGUCGAACGUUACACUGCAAUGUGGGCAAAUUUCGUACAAACCGGUGAACCCAUUCCAAACAAUGAUGAGAUGUUUAGCAACAUUAAGUGGGAGAGAUUCACAAAGGAAAACGAUAAAUAUUUAAACAUCGAUUUACAUCCUACCAUGAAGCAGGGUAUCUUUCCCGAAAGAAUGGCUUUAUGGGAACGACUGUUCCCUUUGCCACCACCGUCUCACUCCAUUGAUUAUCAAAAAAAUAUAAAAUCUUGAUAAUAAUGCCAUAAUGUAAAUAACGAAUUGCAUUUCACAUAUGUAUAUAUAUAUAUAUAUAUAUAUCUUUUCUAAAGUAGAGAGAAAUAAAAUAUACAUAUAUUAAGAUGCUACACAUAUUAAGAAGCAAUAUAUCUUUCAUCUUUAAAUGUGCAUCAUAUUAUAUAAAAACG